AUGCCGAGCAGAGCCCGGGUCUCUGCAGCUGGUUCCCCAGCAGCGCGGCUCAGCGCGGCUCGGCUCCGCUCCGCCUGGCACAGCACGCCCCGGCCGUGCCUCCCGCGGUCUCCGCUGCCCCCCCGCGGCAGCAGCAGCAAAAGCGACCGAACCCAUCCCUGGAUCCCUGCCUGGACCCCUCCCGGACCGUACCCUGACCUCGUGCACCUUGCCUUGUCCCACCGCUGCCCAGAGCCCGCCCGGAGCCGGCUGCGGCAUCCCCGCAGCCCUGGCACCCAGCCUUCCCUGAUCCACUCCCUGUGGGAUGAGCACAUGUGUCCCUUGGGGCAGUUCCCCUGUGGCAAUCUCUCCAUCUGCCUGCCCCAGGCCCUGCACUGCAAUGGGGAGGAUGACUGCGGCAAUGGAGCGGACGAGGAGAACUGUGUGGAUGACAGCGGCUGGCUGCAGAUCUUGAGCGACAUGCUGGCUGCCAGGAGCAGCAGGAUGCUGGUGGAAGAUGAGGGUGAUGCUUGCUGGCUGGAGCUCUUCCCAGAGCAGUGCCGCUGCUGGGGAAGGGCUGUGGAUUGCACUGAGCAGGACCUCACCACUGUCCCCUUGGUCUCCUCCAACGUCACCAGGCUGGACCUGAAGAAAAAUCAAAUCCAUUCUCUGCUGGACAAUCAGUUUGGCAGCUACAGGAGGCUGGAGAAGCUGUUUUUGCAAAGCAACAGGAUCUGCUUGAUCUCACCCAGAGCCUUUUCUGGACUUUCUCAGCUCAAAAUGUUGUUCCUCAGCCACAACAGGAUUGUGCAGCUGCAGCCCCGGGUUUUUGAGGACCUGCAUCGCCUUGAGUGGUUGAUGCUGGACAACAACCAGAUCGCCCAGAUCGUCCCCAUGACAUUUGCAGGGCUGAAGUCUUUGUAUUUCCUGUACAUGCUGAACAACUCCUUGAGUCAGAUCCCCAAUGCUUCGCUCUGCACAGAGAUGCCAAAGCUGAGCUGGCUGGAGCUGGAGGGGAACAGGAUCGAGGCGGUGCACAGGGCUGUCUUCCAGGAGUGCCACCACUUCACAGUGCUGAUCCUACGCAGAAACAAGCUCAGGUGGAUCCAAGAGGGGACUUUUUCCAGGCUCAGCAGGCUGGUGGAGCUCGACCUCUCAUCCAACAGCCUGGACCAGCUCCCCCCCUCGCUAUUCGAUGGCCUGGCUGAGCUCCAGCAGCUGAAUAUUUCCUACAACCCCUUGAAGGAGAUCUUCCCCAGCCAGUUUGAGAGCCUGCCCCAGCUCCGCUCCCUGAGCUUGGAAGGGUUGGAGAUCCCCAACAUCCACAACCUGACCUUGCAGAAGCUGACCAACCUUUCCCACAUCUACUUCAAGAAGUUCCAGUACUGCAGCUACGUGCCCCACGUCCGCAGCUGCAAGCCCAAUACCGAUGGCAUCUCCUCCUUCGAGCACCUCCUGGCCAGCGUCGUCCUGCGCGUCUGCGUCUGGCUCAUCGCCUGCCUCACCUGCUUCGGCAACCUCUUCGUCGUCUGCAUGCGCUCCUUCCUCGGCACCGAGAACAGCCAGCACACCAUGGCCAUCAAGUCCCUCUGCUGUGCAGAUGGCCUCAUGGGCAUCUAUCUCUUCAUCAUUGGAGCCUUUGACCUCAAGUACUCAGGCGAAUACAACAAGCAUGCCCAGGGCUGGAUGGGCAGUCUCCAGUGCCAGCUGGUGGGCAGCCUGGCCAUGCUCUCCUCUGAGGUGUCAGUCCUGCUACUGACCUACAUGACCCUGGAGAAGUACUUCUCCAUAGUUUUUCCAUUCAGAUACCACAGGACUGGCAAGAAGCAGACCAUCUUGGUGCUAGCAGCCAUCUGGCUUCUGGGCUUCUCCCUCAGCAUCAUCCCCCUGUGCUGUAAGGAGACCUUUGGGAACUACUACGGGAGGAACGGGGUCUGCUUCCCGCUGCAGUCUGACCUGAGCGAGCAGCCUGCUGCCCGGGGCUUCUCUGCCAUCAUUUACCUGGGCUUGAAUCUUGCAGCCUUCAUCACCAUCGUCUUCGCCUACUCUGGCAUGUUCUACUCCAUCCACAUCACUGCGUCCAAAACAGCCGAGAGAGGAGUCUGCUCGCGGGAAGUCACCAUCGCCAAGCGCUUCUUCUUCAUCGUCUUCACCGACGCUCUCUGCUGGAUCCCCAUCUUCCUCCUCAAGCUGCUCUCCCUGCUGCAGGUGGAAAUACCAGGCACUGUCACCUCUUGGGUGGUCAUCUUCAUCCUGCCCAUCAACAGCUCCCUAAAUCCCAUCCUCUACACCAUCACCACCACUUCCUUCCAGGAGAAGGUGAAAAGCUGUUUGCAGUCCAAGCAGCUGGAGCUGCACGAAUCCCGCCGGAGCUUUACGCUGGUGACACUGCAGGCCAGCACCUCUUGACCCUUUUCCAGUGGCACAAAAGCUACCCUGGGAAGCCUCCAGGCACCACCUCCAGCACUGCAGCUCCAGGAUGAAGCGCUUGGCUCCGCCCUGGCAUGCUCCUGAGCUGGAGAGUCGCUAAGCAUGGAGGUGUCCUCAUCAGCCAGCAGAUCUCAUU
Messenger RNA from Pogoniulus pusillus (Red-fronted tinkerbird), 2545 nucleotides. Its product is annotated as relaxin receptor 2-like. Gene Ontology annotation, molecular function: G protein-coupled peptide receptor activity; protein binding. Gene Ontology annotation, biological process: activation of adenylate cyclase activity; hormone-mediated signaling pathway; adenylate cyclase-activating G protein-coupled receptor signaling pathway. Lineage: Eukaryota; Metazoa; Chordata; Aves; Piciformes; Lybiidae. The coding region runs from base 1 to 2388 and encodes 795 amino acids. Gene Ontology annotation, cellular component: plasma membrane. The record is from RefSeq and is a predicted model, not a curated record. The transcript is spliced from 18 exons.